UGUUAGCCUUCUCUUCUGAGGAAAAGCGAAGGGCAAACGAAAAGCUGAGCAGUUUCCGUUAUCCACUCUCUCUCUUCUCUCUCUCUCUCUCGCCAUCUCUGCCGAAUUCCUCUCAGGCGAAACGGAAAUUCUUCCGAUUAGGGUUUUUACGGAGUCGGAGGGAUUCAUUCUCGCCAAGGUUUUUGCAGCCAUGGUGUCCGAUUCGAUCACCAACGCCUCAAUCCCCUGCCCCAACGUCAAGGACUUGGGCAAGAAGAAGCGCGCCAACAGGUCGGCCAAAUUGAAGCAGUGCAAGCUGGACGUCCGCCGCGAGCAGUGGCUUUCCCAAGUCAAGAAGAAGGGCUGCGGGGAGGAAUGGACUGGGGAUGGCCUUCAUCGGGAUGCCAGCAAUGGAUCCUCGGAGAAUGUAGAGUCAAGGAGGGAAAGGGGUCGAGUGGAGGCGAAUGGGCCCGGAUCGAUACACCAUGACAGCGAUUUGGAGUUGUCGCCUUCCAACAGCCCGAUUAGCCUUAACAGCAUAUUGGGCAGCAAUGAUUCUGGGACCAAUUACAGUGGCAGCGGCAGCAGCAGCAGUAGCAGUGCAGAUUGCUGUUCGGGGAAUAUCACAGAAGAAGAUGACGAAGGAGGUGAUGAUGGGUGCUUGGAUGAUUGGGAGGCAAUGGCUGAUGCCUUAGCCGCCAAUGAUGAGCGCCCGAAACCCCCUUCUUGCCCACCCCCUCCGCAGGAUCUUACAGCCAGUAAUGGGUCGGGUAUGAUUGUGGGUGGGGAGAACUUGAGAUCUGGGACGAGGGCCACUCCUGCUGCGGCAAACACCCGGGCAUGGAGGCCUGAUGAUGCAUUUCGGCCUCAGAGUCUGCCCAAUUUGACUAAACACCACAGUUUCCCCAACCCUUCAGACCGGCGCUUUGUCAAUGGAGGGAUUUCGUGGGCGGGUUGUAACAGAAUUUUUAAUGUGCCCACAUCAUGCCCCAUAUGCUGUGAGGAUUUGGACCUGACAGACUCAAGUUUUUUGCCUUGUCUCUGCGGGUUUAGGCUGUGCCUGUUCUGCCACAAGAGGAUUCUCGAGGAGGAUGGCCGCUGCCCAGGUUGUAGGAAGCCCUAUGAACACAAUCCUGUCGAGGGAGAAGCGAGCGUCCAAGGAGGCGGGCUGACGUACCGUUUGACUCGUUCGAGCAGCUUGAUGGCGAGGCCUUAGGGACUUCACAUGUCUGGUGUAUGUCGGGUUUUAUCUCCUUUUUGGCAUGUGUUCAAUGUUUAGUUUUGGACUCUGUUUUCAACUAGUUAGUGUCAUAUAGGAAUUAUGGCUGAGCACCUGAGUUGAGCUUCUUCUCUCGUGAAUUUGGUUCUCUGUCAGUAUGGUGCGUGUGCUGAUGUAGAAGACUCAUGUUGGUAUGUGAAUAGAUAAGGUGGUAUAGAAAUUUAAUACAUAAGAAGGUUUCUUCUUGCUCUGUUAUUUCGUCUUA
Messenger RNA from Punica granatum (pomegranate), 1463 nucleotides. NCBI's taxonomy places the organism in Eukaryota, Viridiplantae, Streptophyta, Magnoliopsida, Myrtales, Lythraceae. The record is from RefSeq and is a predicted model, not a curated record.